UCGAAGGUCACGUGACGUUCCCGGCGAAACGUCACAUCCGGAAACGGGCUGUAAUGUUUUCACCCGGCAGCGCGCUCUUCUCCGUGGAAAUGAAUGAUAAAUGUGGCUGUACGCUGCCAACCGUAACGUGGAAUGAGUUCGUUGUCCACAGUGGGAGGAGAAACACGCCCGUGGGGUUUGCACUCCAGGAAGUCACGGCUGCUGCUCCAUAGGAACGUCUGAGCAGCGAAACAUCCGCGGCUUUGGCUCCAGGUAGUGUCAGUCCAGCCGUAGCUUUGUGGGUUUUUUUUUAGGUGGCGUAUUUACAUCACCGUGACGGGUAUUUGCUGGAGAGGACAUAUUUUCCACGCUUCGCUCCGUCCUGGCGUGUUUGUAUUUAUAUUAAAGGACAGAUAAGCGGAUGUGGAGCUAACCUGACUCUUGACAGGAUGGCCACGAUGGUGGCGUUUGGAGCCAGAGGAAUCGUGGCGAACCUGCGGUGCGCUCUGCACAGAUCGGGCUCCUUUGCCAGACGCGGGCUCCUGCAGGGCCAGGGGCCACGCUGGGCUCAAAGAGGACAGAUUUUCAGCCACAUGCCCAAGGUCACGCUGCUGUGCUGGGGAGCCGUCGGUGCCUCGUCCUUUGCAGCCAGCUGCCAGGAAGCGGCAGCCAGAACAACAGACAGAAAGUCCCUUGCCAAAGUCCAAGUCCACAAAGUGAUAUUCUUCCUCCGGCUCGGCCUCCGUGCGUUGGUCCUCCUCUUUAAAUUUGGCCCCCUCCUCCUCCUCUCGCCCCUGGCUCUGAUGUCCACCCGCUGUGCCUCUUACUGGCUGGAGGCUCUGCUGUGGGUGACCGAGAGCUCUGGGCCCACUUUCAUCAAGCUGGGCCAGUGGGCCAGCACCCGUCGGGACAUCUUCUCUCAGGAGUUCUGCGAACGCUUCUCCCGGCUCCACGUCAAGGUGCGCCCUCACUCCUGGGCCCACACCAAGCAGUGCCUCCGCAGGGCCUUCGGCGAGGCCUGGAGGUGGGUGUUGGUGUUUGACAGCAAGGAGCCUGUGGGUUCGGGGUGCGUCGCCCAGGUGUACAGAGGCUGGGCCAGGGUGGAGCAGGUGGAGGACGCCUCCUUCCAGUCCAUGGUGGAAGAGAUGGAGAGGGAAGACAUGCUGGAGGCCUGGGAGAUCCCCGGCCUCGGAGGCCUGGCCGGUGUCCUGCGGCAGCUCUGGAAGGGCAGGAGAGAGGAGGACGAGGGUAUAAGGAGAGGAGCCCUGCAGAUCGGCAGCCCGGGGAAGAGCAGCGGUGAGAAGGAGCGCCUGAUACCUGUGGCCAUCAAGGUGGUCCACCCGGGCGUCAGGAGGCAGGUGGAGAUCGACUUGCUGCUGAUGAAAGCGGGUAGCUGGCUGCUGCACUGCCUGCCUGGACUCAAGUGGCUCAGCAUGUGUGAAGUUGUGGAGGAAUUCGAGAAGCUGAUGACCAAACAGAUCGACCUCCGUUUUGAGGCCAGAAACAUCGAGCGUUUCCAGGAAAACUUCCGCGACGUGGACAACAUCAAGUUCCCAACGCCGUUGCGGCCGUUCGUCACCAGGAACAUUUUAGUGGAAACCUUUGAAGAGAGCGAGCCCAUAUCGAACUACCUGAGCUCCGAGAUUCCUCAGGAGGUGAAGCAGAGAAUAGCGAGGAUGGGAGUGGACACCCUGCUGAAGAUGGUGUUUGUGGAUAACUUUGUCCACGGAGAUCUGCAUCCCGGCAACAUCCUGGUCCAACGCCUGAAGCCCCCCACCGGUUCCAGCGACGCGACGGGUGCCUCAGGGGACCACCACGGGAAGACCACCCUCACCGACCUGUUGGACACGGUGGUGGUCAGCGUCCGACCCGACCCGUGUCCUCUGCAGCUGGUGCUGCUGGACGCCGGCAUCGUAGCGCAGCUCAGCGAGCGCGACCUCGCCAACUUCAAGGCCGUCUUCACGGCGGUGGUGCUGCGCAAGGGUGAGAGGGUGGCUGAGUUGAUUUUGAAUCAUGCCCGAGCUAACGAGUGCAAAGACGUGGCGCUCUUCAAGAAGGAGAUGGCCGACUUGGUGGAUCAUGCCGUCAGCAACACCCUCUCUCUGGGAAAGAUCCAAGUGGCUGAUUUGCUGUCUAAGGUCUUUGGCUUACUCAUCAAGCACAAGGUGAAGCUGGAGAGUAACUUUGCGUCCAUCGUGUUUGCCAUCAUGGUGCUGGAGGGUCUGGGAAGGUCGCUCGACCCCAACCUGGACAUCCUGGACUUGGCCAAACCCCUGCUGCUGAAGGGGUCGCUGCUCUGACGCACGCCGACUCAGCGCACGCCCGGCGGAUCAAAGUGCAGACAGGCAGCUGUGCGGUUAAUAGGUGGAUUUACACGUCCAUGCCUACAUCCUCUUUAUACCAUUUUAAUAGGUUUUCUUCAGAAUUGCAAUGCAAUGAUCCACCGUAGAUCAUAAGAUCCUCGUCUUUCGAUGACAUUUCGGCAGAGUUGAGCUCGUAAAUACCUCGUGCUGUCUGUGUUGUGGUGGCAGCAUCCGCUUUGAUUAUUUUUUACUCAUGCUUCAUCUCCUGAUGUCUGUGUCGAGCAUGAACUUUUCAUACACUGACGUGAACUCUAAAGCACAAACGCCUCAGCCUGAUUAGAGUUGAUGCAUUUUGCAGAAGGCACCUUGUGUAGUUUGAUUACCAAUCAGCGAGUCAGACGCAGGAUGUAAUCAGAGGGCAUCUCAGUAAUUAUUUAAGGUAAAAUAGCAGCAUGCUGAUAGAAAUCCAUGCUGCUUCUCACUAAGCUGGUUUUCUUUUUAAAUCACCGAUACUGCAACCACAAACCUUUUUAGGGAUUUGAUUGGCAUUUUAUCUGAUAUACCAACUCAAAGUAGUGCAGAAUUGUGACCUGAAAGGAAAAGAAUACAUCAUUUUUAUUUAUUUUUUAGCUUUUUAACGGUUUAAAUAUGAGUGUGGUGUGCAUUGGUAUUCAGCUCCCUUAAAGUAACAUUUUAUGCAACCAGCUUUGCGCAUCUUGAGAUUGCAAUUUUAAAAAAAAGUUCCUCUGUGCAAUUUAGUUCAAGCUCAAUUCGUUUCUCUGCCGUUAGGUAAAUCUAAACCCAGAUCACAGGUCUA
This is a messenger RNA of Fundulus heteroclitus (mummichog), 3099 nucleotides long. RefSeq names its product aarF domain containing kinase 2 (gene adck2). Lineage: Eukaryota; Metazoa; Chordata; Actinopteri; Cyprinodontiformes; Fundulidae. Gene Ontology annotation, cellular component: mitochondrion. The record is from RefSeq and is a predicted model, not a curated record.